AUGAUACAAAAUGGUUAUCCAUCGAUUGAUAAUCCGUACAUAUUUAAUGGUGAUUUUGUUGAUCGUGGUUCUCAAUCUAUAGAAGUAUUCGUGAUACUUUGUGCAUUUGUAAUCUUAUAUCCAUCAUCGGUAAUAUUAAAUCGUGGUAAUCAUGAAGAUCAUAUCAUCAACUUACGUUAUGGUUUUGUAAAAGAGUUAAUGACAAAAUAUAAGAGAUCAGCAAAUACAUUGGUGAAGUUGCUGGAAGAUAUCUUUUCAUGGUUACCGCUUGCAACUAUCAUUGAUAAUAAAAUAUUUGUUACACACGGUGGUAUUUCCGAUACAACAGACUUGGACGAACUUAAAAAUUUACUACGAUAUCAAUAUGGAUCAGUGAUUAGGCCAUCACUUUUUUUUGAUGGUAUGCGAAAGAAAAAUGUUGAUGCUAAAAAAUGGAAAUUAAUUUUGGAUAUAUUAUGGAGUGAUCCGAAAGAACAGAAUGGUUGUACGGAAAAUGUUUUCCGCGGCGGUGGUUCAUACUUUGGUCCCGAUGUAACUCAAGCAUUUCUUGAGAAAUAUCAAUUGGAUAUGAUUGUUCGAUCACAUGAAUGCAAAUAUGAAGGAUAUGAAUUAACACACAACGAUAAAUUACUAACGAUAUUUUCGGCAUCAAAUUACUACGAAUAUGGUAGUAAUCGAGGCGCAUAUGUUAAAUUUCUUGGCGCAAAUCAUGAACCGCAUUUUAUACAAUAUCAAGCCACCAAAGCACAUCGACAAGCUGUUAGCGCUAAACAAAGAAUUGAUGCCGUGGAAGAAUCAGCUUUGCAAAAUUUGCGGACACAAUUGGAUGUAUUUAAUAAACAACUUCAAAGUGAAUAUGAACUUUUGGAUCCGUUAAAUACUGGUAAAAUUUCAAUUCAUAAAUGGUGCAAAUGUGUUGAGAGUGUUUCUGGCCUUCAUUUGCCAUGGUAUUCAUUAGCUCCGCGACUUGUUACCAUAACUGAUGAUGGUAAAAAUGUAUUAUACAAACAAAAUGCAUCAACUGUACAAAUUUUCAGUGGUAAUAAGAAAAUCGUACAG
Molecule: messenger RNA, 1059 nt
Organism: Acanthocheilonema viteae
Lineage: Eukaryota; Metazoa; Nematoda; Chromadorea; Rhabditida; Onchocercidae
Source: the annotation of a GenBank genome assembly